This is a messenger RNA of Penicillium soppii, 483 nucleotides long. RefSeq names its product 40S ribosomal protein eS10. The record is from RefSeq and is a predicted model, not a curated record. The annotation marks the transcript as partial. Gene Ontology annotation, cellular component: cytosolic small ribosomal subunit. The transcript is spliced from 5 exons. Gene Ontology annotation, molecular function: RNA binding; structural constituent of ribosome. NCBI's taxonomy places the organism in Eukaryota, Fungi, Ascomycota, Eurotiomycetes, Eurotiales, Aspergillaceae.
CCAUAUUUUCGGGCGUUGUCAAAGCGAUUCCCCGAAUUGCAACAGGAACUCGCGACAAUGCUUAUCCCCAAGGACGACCGCAAGAAGAUCCACGAGUACCUCUUCCGUGAGGGUGUGCUCGUGGCCAAGAAGGACUACAACCUUCCCAAGCACGCUGACAUUGACACCAAGAACCUCUAUGUCAUCAAGGCCCUCCAGUCCCUGGACUCCCGCGGCUUCGUCAAGACCCAGUUCUCGUGGCAGUACUACUACUACACCCUCACCCCCGAGGGUCUGGACUACCUCCCAGCGUUCCCACGCUCCCCCCGCGGCAUGAUGGGUGGUGAGGAGCAGCGCGGUGAGCGUCGCGGUCCCCGCGCUCCCCGUGAGGGCGGUUACCGCCGCCGCGAGGAGGGUGGCAAGGAGGGCGGUGCCCCCGGCGAGUUCGCUCCCUCUUUCCGUGGUGGCUUCGGCCGUGGCCGCGGUGCCGCUCCCCAGCAGUAA